AUGCUUCAAAGCCACCUCUCUUUGAAAGAGCGAAAGCUUCAGGAUCUUGAAGCAAAACUUUUGAAGACGGACCAGGAUCUUGACAUCAAGCUGGCAGCUUCCCAAAAAGAAGUGCAGUCGGGCAAAAAGCAGAUUAAGGAACUGUUGGACGAGAAUCGACAAAUUCGACAACAAAUUUCAGACUUGUCUGCUACGUCUACGAGCUAUGAAGAUCUCAUCAGGCGCAAGGAAAGCGAGUUGGCAAUCCUGAAGACUGACCUGAAAAACUACGAAAACGAUCGCCGCUUGUUUGACGACGAGAAACGAACGUUGGCCUCUAAGCAUGACAGCCUUCAGAGCCGCCUCCGUGACGCGAAUGCAGAGCUGGACGCUAUGCGUUCGCAGAAACAACAAGUGGAGCGCGAGGCAGCGGAU
Messenger RNA from Bipolaris victoriae FI3, 414 nucleotides. RefSeq lists its product as hypothetical. The annotation marks the transcript as partial. The record is from RefSeq and is a predicted model, not a curated record. The transcript has a single exon. NCBI's taxonomy places the organism in Eukaryota, Fungi, Ascomycota, Dothideomycetes, Pleosporales, Pleosporaceae.